Molecule: messenger RNA, 1443 nt
Organism: Aspergillus ruber CBS 135680
Lineage: Eukaryota; Fungi; Ascomycota; Eurotiomycetes; Eurotiales; Aspergillaceae
Exons: 5
Coding region: 1-1443 (480 amino acids)
Source: RefSeq, a predicted model, not a curated record
AUGUCAGAAGUCAAAAUGGAAGACCAUCCUGACCACUGGAAGUCGACUCUCCUAGGCGAGGGCUUUUGGAAAGACGCAGAGGUCUUUAACCAAGUCGUAAACGAUGAUAUCGAGGCUGAACAAGAACAAAUUCUCGACAAGUUUCCCUUCAACCUAGGCCCAGAGCAGGGUCCUGAAGACGAGUACGUGCAGGAACAACCCCAGCAGCAAGGCCGCCGUCGCCGCCGUUUUAGCAUGAACGAUGCUUUCAGCUUGAGCUCCCUCAACCUCAGCCCUAGUCGCCUCCUUGGUCGACGUUCUCGCUCUAGCUCUCGCUCGCACUCACCUACACGCCCCCCCAGCGUUCUAUCAGAGACCCAUCGAACGAGUUCACGGCUACGUUUAGCAUUCACCAUGUCAAGCAACAACAACAGAAAGAAAAGAGACGACGACGCCGAUACCGACUCCAUCUACUCAAUCCCACUCCGCGGUCCAAACGACCCAGGUACCCCUGAAAAACCACUAAUGUUCUUCCGCGGUGGUGCAUCUUGGAACGUCCUUACUAGAGACAUGCAAGCGAUAGGCAUCGAUCUAUUCUGGCCCGUCAAGCAGGACCAGGAAGGUGAUCGAGAGGUCCUACAUAUCGAAGAGAUGGCCCCGCUAUGCCAGUUCCGCGGACUACGUGUGCUGAAAAUCACGGGUAUGUUGCAGUCGUACCAGAAGUACAUCUGGCAAGCUGCGUGGUUGAACACGGAACUCGAGGAGCUGGAACUGGGUAUGGCGAUUGGACCACGCAUCCGGCGGAAUUUUCCCGGUGACUGGCCUUUUAUCAAGGGUGGGUGGGCUUUGAAGCAGGAUACCUAUGGUGAACCGGUUUACUACGGCCACAUGGGCACCGGAAACCUCCACCGUACCAUCGGCAUUGGCGAAUACCUCGACAAGACCAGCAUCGAAAAGGCCAAAGUCCGCGCCAUGGCCACGGGUCGCACGCUGAAUCGCAUCUCCAUCAAGACCUUAACGCUAAACGGCUUCGUGGUCGACGCAGAUCCGAUACUCCUCUGGUUUGAUCCAAAAAUGCUUCGUUGUAUCAACUUCCGAGAUAACUGCGUCGACGCGGGGUUUUAUCUUUGUCGACCGAUGAGGAAGGUUGAGGUGAAGUUUCCUACGGAGAUUGAGGAGAAGGCUGUUACUGUGAGGAAGGUUGAUGUACGUAAGGAGUUGAAAAUUGUGGAGUUGAGGGGUGGGAAGAAGGUUAGCGAGAAGACAGAACACCCUGAUACUGAACGGAAAAUGGGUAACAUGGCACUCGACAGUCCUAAGAAAGAGGGAAUUAGGACUACUACGGUUGUCGAAAUCGAGAACAUGCCCGCAUAUGACUACAAUGGAGACGGUGGUUCUUAUGCAUACUACCGCAAUGUGUUCGUCAGUAUACCUCCAGAACAUUCAGAUUGUGACUGGGACUGA